GCGAGGAGCUCCAUCCCGCCUCCAGUUGGGAUGGGAAUGGGAUGCUGCGUGUUGUCCCUCUCUGACUGGGAGGGAAGAAGGGGCGUUCAACUUGAAGCCCAUCUUUCCUCCUCCAGAGCUAGAGGCUUCAUCAUCAUCUUCCUCAGAGAGAAGGAGAGAGAGAGAACUGGGCUUGGCUUAGUCCCCUCCGCAUCGCCUCAGGAGGAGAGACACAGAGACGACGGAGCUCCCGCCACCUUUCAUUGCGCACAAGGGAGAGAGGCUGCACACAGACACAAACACACACCACACACAGACACGGACACACACUGCUGCCUAAGACGAAGCCUCUCACAGCAAAGCGAGGCAGCAGAAGAGCUGCAAGGGGGGAGAGAGAGAGAGAGACAGCAGCAGCCUCACAACAGUCAUUUUAAGAUAACAUCAGUUCCAGGGACUGUAAGAUAUCAGCAUCAUCCCAUCAUUAGAGGAGACUGAUUUUUCCUCUUUCUGAAUAUCUUAUUUGUUGACAAUCGACACUGGAAGAUUGCUUGGGGGUAUUUUAGUUACCACCUAUUGAAGCAACAGGACUGUCUGGUAUGUAAAACUGCAGUGCAGUCAUUAUGAUGAACCAGGAGAAGUGGGCUAACCUCAGUCCUUCAGAAUUUUCUCAGCUUCAGAAGUAUGCAGAAUAUUCUACAAAGAAAAUUAAGGAUGUUUUGGAAGAAUUCCAUGGCAAUGGUGUGCUAGCCAAGUACAAUCCUGAAGGGAAGCAAGAUAUUCUUAAACAAACAAUUGACUUAGAAGGUUUCAAGUUAUUUAUGAAGACUUUCCUGGAGGCUGAUCUACCAGAAGAGUUUUGUGAACAUCUCUUUAUGUCCUUUGGCAGCAAGGCUCCUCAUAGUAGUCCUGUUGUAAAGACUAAGCCUCAGCUUCUUCCAGGAGGUUUGCGAAUUACUAAAAGUGUUACAUCCCGACCUACAACUCCUUCGACUUUGCACAUACCAGAUGUAAUCCAAUUGAAAGAUAUUGUUUGUUAUCUUUCCCUUCUUGAAAGAGGAAGACCUGAAGAUAAACUAGAAUUUAUGUUUCGCUUGUAUGACACCGAUGGGAAUGGUUUCCUGGACAGCUCGGAACUGGAAAACAUCAUCACUCAAAUGAUGCAUGUUGCAGAAUAUCUUGAAUGGGAUAUCACUGAACUCAAUCCUAUUCUUCAUGAAAUGAUGGAAGAAAUUGACUAUGAUCAUGAUGGCACUGUUUCCUUGGAGGAAUGGAUCCAGGGGGGAAUGACUACUAUCCCACUCUUAGUGCUGCUUGGAUUGGAAAGUAAUGUGAAGGAUGAUGGACAGCAUGUAUGGAGACUGAAACACUUCAACAAACCUGCCUACUGUAAUCUUUGCCUGAACAUGCUAAUAGGAGUAGGGAAGCAGGGUCUCUCUUGUUCAUUCUGUAAGUAUACAGUUCAUGAACGCUGUGUUUCAAGAGCACCAGCUUCAUGUAUCAAAACCUAUGUGAAAUCGAAAAAGAACGCUGAGGUUCUACAUCACUUCUGGGUAGAAGGAAAUUGUACAACAAAAUGUGAUAAGUGUCACAAAACUAUAAAAUGCUACCAAGGGUUGACUGGGUUACACUGUGUCUGGUGUCAAAUCACGCUGCAUAACAAAUGUGCUUCACACCUAAAACCUGAAUGUGAUUGUGGCUCUCUUAAGGAUCAUGUUCUACCACCCACCUCAAUUUGCCCAGCAGUUUUGCAAAUUCUACCCCCUUUAGGAGUCUCGCUUCCUGAGGAACGGCAAACAACUAUGAAAAAAGAGAGAAGUAGUUCUCAGCAGUCAGAUAACCUAGGUGAUCGGAACAAGAUGCAGAGAGCAAAUUCAGUUACUGUGGAUGGACAAGGCCUUCAGAUUGCACCUAUUCCAGGUACUCAUCCCCUUCUAGUUUUUGUCAACCCUAAAAGUGGUGGAAAACAGGGAGAAAGAAUUUAUAGAAGGUUUCAAUAUCUUUUGAAUCCUCGUCAGGUUUAUGACCUUGCUGCGAAUGGACCAAUGCCAGGAUUAAAUUUUUUUCGAGAUGUUCCAGAUUUUCGAGUAUUGGCAUGUGGUGGCGAUGGGACUGUGGGUUGGAUUUUGGAUUGCAUAGAGAAAGCAAAUUUGAUGAAGCAUCCUCCUGUUGCAAUUCUCCCGCUUGGAACUGGGAAUGACUUAGCCAGGUGUCUGAGAUGGGGAGGAGGAUAUGAAGGUGAAAGUCUUCUGAAAAUCUUAAAAGAUAUUGAAAACAGCUCAGAAAUAUUGCUGGACAGGUGGAAAUUUGAAGUCAUACCUAAUGAUAAAGAUGAAAAAGGAGAUCCAGUGCCUUACAGCAUCAUCAAUAAUUACUUUUCUAUUGGAGUGGAUGCUUCAAUUGCUCACAGAUUUCAUAUCAUGCGAGAAAAACAUCCAGAGAAGUUCAACAGCAGAAUGAAGAAUAAAUUUUGGUACUUCGAAUUUGGCACUUCUGAAACUUUCUCAGCAACCUGCAAGAAGCUGCAUGAAUCUAUAGAGAUAGAAUGUGAUGGAAUUCAGAUAGACUUGAUCAAUAUUUCUCUGGAAGGGAUUGCCAUUUUGAACAUUCCAAGUAUGCAUGGCGGAUCAAAUCUUUGGGGUGAGACCAAGAAAAGACGAAGUCAUCGUCGAUAUGAAAAAAACAAGUCUGAUAAAAGAACCACCAUUACAGAUGCUAAGGAACUGAAGUUUGCAUGUCAAGGUCUCAGUGAUCAGCUGGUAGAAGUGGUUGGUCUGGAGGGUGCUAUGGAGAUGGGCCAAAUAUACACUGGGCUGAAAAGUGCUGGAAGACGUCUUGCUCAGUGUACAUCUGUCAUUAUCAGGACCAGCAAGCCUCUGCCUAUGCAAAUUGAUGGGGAGCCAUGGAUGCAAACACCUUGCACAAUAAAAAUUACCCACAAGAACCAAGCUCCAAUUCUGAUGGGACCGCCACCCAAAACUGGCCUCUUCUCUUCCAUCAUUAACAGAACAAGGAACUGCAGCAAAGAAUAAGCUUCUUUGGUUAAAUCCUUACAAAAUCAAAUUAGCAGGGAUUUGGAAUAUGUAUGCUGAAAACCUUUCAGGGGGCUUUAAAAUGUUCUCUGCUGCAUAAUCAUGGAAUCUGAAAGAACAGUUUCUGUGACUGAGCUAAUGUAAAAUGAUGUUAUUAGAAUAAUUUAUUGCCACAGUUUUGUAGGCAUUUUGCAUGAAGAAAGCUAAUGUUUACAUAAAGUGAUAAAGCAUAUUUUUGUUGCAUGCAUUACCAUUACUAAUUUACAGAAUAAAUAUAUGCUGUGAAAUAGGGGGAAAUGCAGUGCUGCAGAGGAUAUUAUUUUCUUUAGAUGUGAUCCCCAACAUGUUUGCACCAGAUUGGUCUUUCUGGUCACAUAUUUAACUCAUUGAGUGUCUUCUGAAGAAAGCACCAUGAGGUUUAUGGCAGCUUUGGUUUGAUACCCCUUUUGCAUAAUGCUGAUGAAUGAAUCACACUUUCUCCUAGCGUUGUCCAGUUGUUCUUUUCAAACUAACCUGUUCAGAUCAUGGGGGAUCCUUGCAUUGCAAAUUUGAAAUGCAAAAGAUUAAUUUAUUUUGUUCUGCUAGGCCUCACUGAGAAGAAAAGUUAAAAAUAAAGGACAUCCCAUCACUGGGGGCAGGAAUGAAAAUUACUUCCAAAUAAGCAUAUCUAAUAAAAAACAGUCUAAGAAGAUUGUCACACAUGACUUUUAAAUCAUGAUUUCAAUGGAAAGGAUGUGGCUUUGGUGAUAUGAUCACAUGAUGCCACAUCCCACCCAUAGCUGCCCUGUCCCCCACUCAUCCUAUUUCAUUGAUAGAGGAAAUCCGUGAAUGACUUGGCAAUCAUGCAGUGCCCCAGGUGAAAAAAGGAAUUGAGUGUCCAAGAGUGAGUCUGCUCCACUAAUAAUGACACCAACACAGAAAUUGGAGAAAAAUGGUCACAACUAUUUAUUGAUUGCAACUGCAUACAGUUGGUGCAAGCAUGGGAUCGGAGGCAGGUACUGGGCAGCCUGCCUGAUGAGACCAAAUAUCUGGCCUCCACUGGAUAAUGGAAGUGGAGCAAUAGACAUCCUCCCAGGCAAGAACACCUGCUUCCUCUUGAGUGGGGUUGUUGGAAAUGUGCCGGCCCCCGCCUGGGCUGUCCAAUUUUUGCCGUAGCCUCACUCCAGGUUCCAUAAGGGGACCCCUCCCCAUACAUACCUUUUCCAGGGUAAUGACCACCUUCCUGGAUCCCAAUCCAAUGCUCCGCUCUGAUAGCUGUGACAAAAAGAAAGGUGACAUAAACCAACAAACCAAGAAGGAUGGGUGGGUUGGUGCAUGGGAGGAAUGUGUCACAUUCACAUUUCAGUAUUUUUAAAUACUUCUGUCAAAAAAAUUACUAAGGCUUCAAGGAAAUACAUUCCUGCAUUCUGGAUAAUUUUUGAUCACUUUAGCAGUAGCUAAAUGUCUGCUGAAAGAAUGGAAUUAAAAUUGGCACCUUCUUUAUUUCAUAUAUUUAUUUCAUAGUUCACAGCUGUCCAUCAAAUAAAGAUUGUUGGGUUGCCCAAUCAGAUGGGGUGUGAUAUUUGCACAGGCCUCGGUACUUGUAACUUGUAUCUAUGUUACAGAAUGUUCUUGUAAGAAUUAGCAACAAUUUAGUUUUCUCUUAGUGUUUUGCUUCCAUGUGCACAUGAGGGUUUCUGCAUGUACAGUGGAGACAUUGAAUCUGAAAGAUUCAAUGUUACAUAUUUAUGACUCUCAUGUGGACCUUCCUUUCUUUCUUUGUUGCUUCUAUAAAGGCAAAGUAUCUGAUCAAGGCACUGUCUUUUUCUUGCUGUCUUGAAUUCAAGAAUUACUGCUUUUAUGAUUUCUCUUCAUCUCUGGUCCCCUGGAAAAUGCACUAACAGCUUAGAAACUGCAAAGUGGCAUGCUUUGUGUGAUUUCAGUGCCAUUGUCUUAUGAUGAAGACCAAGCUAACCAACAGUUUCAGUGUUGUAUAUAAAUCUUAAACAUAUACAUAUAUUGGAUAGUAAAAUGCCUCCAGGAAAUGCUCAUUGGGUGGAUCCAUGUUUAGUCAAAAGAACUCCAGGUAAACAUGAACAACUCCCAUUGAUUUCUAACUGUGGCUGUGUGAAUCCAACCAAAAGUGAUUUUUCUCUUUAGUAGAGCUUUGCUUGUGUUUCAUCUUUGCAUGUUUUACUUUCUCCAUCAAGAAAAGUAACCUGCUGGAAAUGCAUGAUUUUUAUUACUAUCCCUUUUUUAAAUCUGUCCCAUACAUUGCUAAUGAUUUAUCAAAACACUUUUCCUAUUGAUUCAUUCAUUCUUAUUAAAUGCAAAUGUUUAUUCUUUUUGUUUAAUCUUUCCAUUGUACAUGGAAUUGUGCAUGAACAUCAAGUGCAUUAGAUGCAUUUUUAUUUUUAUUUUAUUAUACUGUUUGGUUGAUUGUUGUUGUUUUCUGUAUAUAAUUGAAGAUGAAUACAGAAGCAUUAAAUUACAGGUAAAAACAAUGUAAAUGAAAAUUACUCCUAAUGUUCAGUAAACAUUAGCAGAGAAAUACCAAUUGAUGUGAUAUUCAGCAUUAGGCUAAGAAGCGAUAUACAGUAUCUGUCACUCAAACUGUAUAGCUUAGCUAUGUAUGGCUCCAGUGAUUUUAACAUAUAUGUCCAGUUGUGUAAGAAACAUCAUUCUCAUGUACGCUAUAUAAAAUGUACACCUACAUUUGAUGCAAUGGCUACUUUAUAUAUUCAUGAGUCUAAGCCAAAUAUAUCUUGUUGAAUCUAUACCACAUGACAUGUACAUUGCCUUUAUGCAAUUGUGGUGACUGGUAAUAAAUAUUUUCACUUGCUGAUAUUGUUUUCUA
Sceloporus undulatus (fence lizard) is the source of this 5844-nucleotide messenger RNA. It is a transcript of the gene DGKB, whose product is annotated as diacylglycerol kinase beta. The record is from RefSeq and is a predicted model, not a curated record. Gene Ontology annotation, molecular function: ATP-dependent diacylglycerol kinase activity; calcium ion binding. The transcript has 27 exons. Gene Ontology annotation, biological process: lipid phosphorylation; diacylglycerol metabolic process; intracellular signal transduction. NCBI's taxonomy places the organism in Eukaryota, Metazoa, Chordata, Lepidosauria, Squamata, Phrynosomatidae. Gene Ontology annotation, cellular component: plasma membrane. The coding region runs from base 600 to 3008 and encodes 802 amino acids.